Lytechinus variegatus (green sea urchin) is the source of this 7973-nucleotide messenger RNA. Its product is annotated as E3 ubiquitin-protein ligase arkadia-C-like. The transcript has 14 exons. The record is from RefSeq and is a predicted model, not a curated record. Bases 313 to 4239 code for a protein of 1308 amino acids. Lineage: Eukaryota; Metazoa; Echinodermata; Echinoidea; Temnopleuroida; Toxopneustidae. Gene Ontology annotation, molecular function: zinc ion binding; ubiquitin protein ligase activity.
UGCAUGGUUAAAUCAUAGAGCUAUUUUAAACGGUAUCUCUCGGCAAAACGGUGUACUUUGCCUCAGCUUUGCGAAUGGAAAAAUGGCAAACAUGUCUGGAAAGGCUAUGAUUAUUAGUUUUUCUUUAACUUUUUUACUCGGAGUAGUGAUGGGAUACAAAAUAAACUCAUGGUAUAGGCGGUAUCUCCAGAACAAAAGGGACAGGUUGAAUCGGAAAGCAUUUGAUAUCCAGAAGCAACUAACAUCACAAUAAAGCUAUACGAUGCACCGUGUUCUCUGGGUGUAAACACAAUACAGACCCUGUGCUAAACUAUGGAACAGGAGUUGAUGAGCAAAGGCCAUGUGACCAAUGAAGCCUUGUGGCCAGAUUCAACAUCUUCUAGUCAAAAUCAGGUCAGUAGAGCUGGCUGUGAGUCAGUGCAUGAGGCAGCCGAUCUUCCUGACCAAUGCUCAACUAUAGAUGAUGAACCUUCCUCUCAUAUGGACUUUAUGCCCUCAGAUCCACACACUCCUUCCCCUGUACAAAUCCAAGGAGAGCAACUUGUCAAUGAGCCACUGGUUUCUCUUGGAAACGAACCUUGUGUAGGACUGUUCAUCCCACCUAAUGAAGAUGAAGUUGACGUUGUAUCAGUUGAUGGUAAUCGCAACAACCGUUCUCCUUUCCACCUUCUUGAAAUAGAGCAAGCAGCAGAGAAUGCCAUUACAAGGCAUAUCUUCAGACAGCCUGCACAAACACCUGUGGAAUUCGAUCCAGUUCGUGAAACAAGUCAAGACACCAUCCCUGAUCCCAUGAUGGCAACCCAGGCACAGGAUUUAGACUAUAACAUGAUGUCAAUGUCGACAUCACCUCAAAAUCCUUUUCAAAGUGAACCACUCUUUUCAGAGAUUCUCAGCGAUACCAAUGGAUUAGAGGACUUUGGUGGUGUGCAGCACCAAUCUAUGAAUACUAAUAUUCUUCAGUGUUCCGAAGGAGAGAGUAGAAGAACAGAAGGAUGUAAGAACAAUGGCAGAGACUCUGCAUUGCAUGUAUCUAAUGAACUUGAGGAAGAAAGUGCUACAAGGAGGAGAAAACAUGGCAAUGUAAAUAAAAUAUUGAAGAAAGAUACGAUGUGGGCAAUAAAUCCUGGUAAGCGAGAUAGAACACCUCCAGUUGUAGAAGAAUCACUUCUUCAUCAAUCAGGUAAUGGUGAGUUAGUAUCGGGGUAUCAUGCUCUAUCUCCAUCUUUCACCGUAAGUCAGAACUCUGCAUUUGAAGCUCGUGCUGCACAUUCCUUCUCUGAUGCAGAUAGUACUUCAUCUGCUUUAGCCAGUGAGACCGGCGAUGGAAGUGUUACUAGACAACCCAUGGGUGAGGUCAAGAUUCCAUGUAAGAUCUCUUUUGAGGGUCGGGAACUCGGUUGCUUAGAUACAUCUGAUGUGGAAUCACAGUUCUCCUUCAGCAGUCAUGGUGCCACAAUAGGAUCAGACACUGUGCGAUCCAUGUCUCGUGCUGGUGAUGUGACCACCAUUGUGGACUCAAGCAGUGAGGAAGAAUCUGAUGUGGACAUUGUGACUCUUGAUGAUUCCAUGAACUGCACAGAUUCAAGUGGUUAUGGUUAUGGAAGUACAGCAAUGUCAGACUUUGAUGUCAUUGACCCCAAUCUACCAAGUACAAGUGGCUUGCCAUUGACACCAAGCAGACAAGGAAAAACAAAGAAGAGAAAUUGGUGGGAAGCAGAGACCAGUUCUGAUGCGGGUAAAUCUGAUAAAGCUGGACCAUCCAGACCAAGAUCAGGAGGUUCUGGUCAAGGCAAAAGUCCAGUUGUAGUUGAACUUCUUUCUUUGUCCAGUGAUAGCAGUAGUGAUGACGAAGUGGAGGUCAUUGACCUCAGGAAGGAUUACUCUAUGUACAAGAGCAACCCAAAUCAGCCCCACAGUAGAGUGAAAUCUCGCAAGAAAGAAUCAAGAUCACCAGUCAUUGUUGACCUUACUGAAUCUGAUGGGGAGAUUGAAACAAGCAGCAGUUCAACUGAAGCCCACCCUUCCACAUCUUCCUCUGGCAAGCAUCUACCGAGUGGAAUACACUGUCAAGCAGCUCAAGACACCUCUAGGAAUGAUGAUGCUCAACGUGUAAUCUCACCCAUUUCACCCCUCAUGAAUACAUAUUCGAAUGGUUCCCAUGACAACCAUUCUACCGCUGCACCAGGAUCGGCAUCUUCAUCGUCUCUGUUGGCAAGGAAUUGCAGGGGAUGCCACAGCUCAAGGAGACACCAUCACCAUCACCAUGCAGUCAGCAGGCCUUCCUGCCAGCAUCCUGGUAUGUCAUGUAGCAGGGUCAACCAACAAGGUCAAGCAAAGGAAAGCAUUGGAUGCCUCAGAUCAGCAUUCUCUUCCACCAGACAAUCCUGGGAACAACCUGAAACUGGAGAGACAACACAUAAUGCUUCAGAGGAGGCUCAUGUAUCAUCCAGUAGCCAAGAUCAAAGUGAAACCCACAGACAGUCUUCAAGCUCCUCAUCUUCCUCUUCCUCCAACUCCCUCCUCCAGCGUGCUCUGGGUUAUGUUCCUCUGUUUGAGCGGGGAUCGGACACCAGUGGUGCUACGUCGGGGACGACAGCCCAGUCCCAAGCCCAGGACUCCCAGCCUCCUGCGGUAUCGGCUCCAUCAUCCACGGCUGCUUCCAUACUGCUGAGAUCACAGUAUAUGGAUGGUCGUCAUAUGAUGAGAGAUGGGGGUAGUAGGUUCCAGGCUAGGUCAGGACUCUUUAGCUGCUCUCUUCAUGGACCAGGCAGACAGCAUGUUGUCUUGCCAAAUAGAGGUGACAAGAGAGGACACGGCAGUAGAGUACAUGGAAGCCAACAGAUUGGACACCAGCAUCAUCACCACUUCCAUCCACAUCAUGUUCAUCCUUCUCACUCCUCUUCGUCCUCUUCCUUAACAUCAAAUUCCUCAUCUUCAUCAUCAGCUCUCGGACAGCAGCAUGCCUCUGGUCCUGCGAGACCAAUACCACACAAUCCUUCACACUCUAUACAACAACAGCAGCAGCAGCAGCAACAACAACUGAAUCAACAACAGCAGCAACAAGCACAGCAUCAGCAACAUCCAAGUGUCGGUUCACAGGUUGCGAGUCCUGCUUCUCCUCCGCCAGCACCCUUUCAUAUUCCUGGUACCAUGCCAGGUACAAGCCAUGUUCAGCACCCUAGACCACACCCCCUUCAACUGGUAGCUGAGAUCCAGCUACCUCAACAGACCCCAUCGGCAUCUGUUACCCACCAGCAGCUUAGACAGAGACAGCAGUACUUGGUGGAGUUACAACGUAGGUGUCUACAGGUCCAGCCAGUCCAACAAGUGGCACACAGAGCAUACCCACGCACCAGGCCUCGCAUGCCGGAAUUAAGCUUUCCUCCAGAUGUGUUGCCAAGACAUGUUCAUUGUCAGCAACAGCAGCAGCAACAACAACAGCAGCAGCAACAACAGCAGCAGCAACAGAAUGAAUCUGACCAAACUGCGCAGUCGCAAUUGCCUCCAGAGCAGUCUCGUCCCCGCCCCGAACAGAUGAAUCAGCAACGGCCAACGUUGGGUACAACAAGGGAGCUUCCAAGACCAUUUUGUCAUCCACCACCAACAGCAAGGCAACCAGUUCUUCAUUCACAAAGGGAGACUGAGCUUGGUACAGGAGUGGGCCCAGAUGGCAGGCAGCAUCAACAUCGUCAUUUACAUCAUCACCUUCACCACUAUCAUCACAAUGCACCCCACCCUCACCUUCAUACACCAAACAUGUCUGGUACUACAGUUGCUCCCCUUAUAUCCAACUUGCUUGUACCUGAUAUUCCCCCUAUCCAUACUGGUCAUCCGUUCUAUGCCCAAGCUCAUCCACUCUCUGUUAUGAGGGCUCUGAGGGUUAGCCCUAUGUAUGAGGAGUUGGUUCAAUUAGGGGAACACCUUGGCCAGGUGAACAGAGGAGCUUCCAGGAGCAUCAUAGAGAGAAAUACCUUACCACAUAAAUAUAAGGCCCGUCAUCCUAAGGAGAGUGACAGUAGUCAGGAAACGGGUGAAGUGGAGGGAGCAGCAAAGAUCUCAGAUGAUGAUAUGGAGAAAUGUACCAUAUGUUUAUCGUUCUUUGAAGAUGAAGAAGAAGUCAGACGGCUUCCUUGUAUGCAUCUUUUCCAUGAGGAAUGCGUGGAUCAAUGGCUGGUUACCAACAAACGCUGUCCUAUCUGUCGAGUAGACAUUGAGACUAGGAUGCACAAGGAAGUCUGAUAGUUAGGGCUCUUGUAACUCUAGGAAGCAGAAGAAUCUCUUGUUACAGGUGCUCUGUAUGAUGCCAGCUAUAUAAAUCACCGAUGGGAAGUGAUGUUGAAGUAUCAUGAAAAGAACCAUCUUGCACUAUUUUGUGUAUAUCUGACUUUGACAGCUGUAUCAGAGACUGAAAUGGGUUUAUAUUUAUUUACUAAUCCUGUGGAUAUCCAUUCUUAUUAUUUUUAGAAUAGGGUUCAUGAUUUUUUAUUGAUUUUACUUCAUUUCAUUUACAUCUCUUAUAAAUCCUCUUUCUAAAGCUAAGAUAUUACAUAAUUUUAAUUUUUUUUAAUUUUUAGAAAAAAAUCAUAACUGGACCCUGAGCAAACUCUUUGAAAUCCUUAAUUACCUAGUGUUUUUUUAAAACAAAUUCACUGCCAUAUCUUCAUAUAAAAGUAUAACUUAUGUUCUGUAUAAUUUGCUUACUGUAUAUAAUGAAGUUGUAUUUUUUCCAUUCUACCUUAUCCCCAAUUAUUUACAAAUCCAUUUACUUUGAUUUUGUGAACUGAUCUUGUUAAUGGCUUUAUCAUUUAUAUCAUAUUCACAGGAGAUACAAGUUUGUAAAUAUUCAUGUUUAGUUAGUUACAGUACUCAAUAAAAGUUUAUAAAAUGUAGGAUAUGACAGGUUAUCACCGAGGGAAAAAUGGAAGUGUAUAUUUAUAUUUUGGAAUUGUUUGGUUUGAUCAUUAUGAUUUCAUUAACAUAAUUCAUGUAACAUAUGUGCAUGCUGUCAUAUAGGCUUAUUAUGUCUGUCUGAAUUAUUGAUUAUGUAAAGAAUUAAAAGAUGUUUUUGCUUGAUCUUUUAUAAAAUAAUAUAUACAUGUAUAUCAGGAAGAUUUCAUUCCAAAUUUUGUAAUCUUCUUUACAUCUGCAAAGAGAUUCAACAUUAUGAUGACUAGAAGCAAAUAUGUUAGCUAGUCUCCGUUUCCUGCAUUGCACUUUUGAAUUAUAUUAUUUGAAGGUCUGUUGAAGAAUAAUGGUAUUGCAAUGUCCCAUAGACACUGGGAAUUAAGUGAAAUAUGCUCACUCAACUAGAUGUAUUGUGAUUUUGUUUUAUAAGUGGGGCUUGUGGCUCAUGGAUUGAUUGUUAAACUCUGUCAAUUGUAGAAAAUAUCACCACCACCAAGAUGAAAUAUAGAGUGCAAUAGUUAUUAUCUUUUGAUUAUUUUUAGUUAAUAUUUUUUAAAAUAGGUCUUGGUAAACACAUAGAAUGCAUAGCCAUUGCUUAUCAUUUCAGAGUCUGUCAAUUACCCUUACUUUACCAGAGAAAGUCCUGAUUUAUGGAUAAGAUAAAUUUUUAAAUUUGAUAACCUCUUUUCCUUCAAAUUUGUUUUUUUUUCUCGUCAAAAUCUCUCUUUAACUUGUUGAAAAGUCCUCAUUUAUGGAGCAUUCUCUAUUUUUAUUUCCCCAAUUCUUGGCCUUCUGUGGAGCAUUUAAUCAAUGUUUAUCAGUUGACACAAGUUGUCAGAUGUGAAAAUUAGUCAUGAUUAGCUGAAAAGUAUAGGUGUUUGACUGUUACUAUGGUAACUGUCAAAUGACAGACUUUGUGGGAGAAAAAAUCCAACAAGUCAUUUCAUGAACCUUCCCCAAAUUAGACAUUCAUGGAUUUUCAAAAUGAUUUUUUUUGUGUGUGAAACCAUUAAUGAUAGGAAAAGAAUACUUUGUAACUGUCCUAAUUUGCUUAAAUCCAGUGCCAUUGUAACUUUUAAUUCAUUUGGAAAGCUGAAUCAUUUAUAUCACUUGUGGGCGUUUAUCACAUAAGAAAAUCUCAAGAUGUGUAGUAGAAGGAAAAUGUAAGUCCUCUCUGGAACCACUAGUCGCCAUCAGUUUGAAAUAUCUCUUAGAGGAUGUGUCAUAAACUUAUGAGGUCUUUUGUGUAGGUCGUUAGAAACUAGUGGGCCAUUUCACUAUUAAAGUCAUGCUUGAGUACCAACUCCAACAUGGUAUUUAACACUAAAUCUCAUUGGUGAUUACGCAGUAAUAAUCUUAUGGUCACCAAGCACAAUCUGAUGAUUAUGAAGUGCAAUCUGACCAGUGAGGUGCUGUGUUGUAUACCACACAAAUUAAUCAAUUUGUGAUUUUUAAGUUGUACAUAACUCUUUGUGAAAUAUCCCUAGCUCCCAAUGAAAGUACUUAAUACAGUUCAAGAACAUGGGGCUACAUCUUGUCAGGUUUUUUUUUCUCUGUAAUGUCAAACAUAACUGCAUUUGUUUGAAAUAGAGUUUUAGUUUUUUUUUCUUAAAAGUGAUUUACAAAUUGCUGCUCUAAGAUAUCGUCAAAUUGAUUAUUUUUUUUUUAAACAGAGGUAAUAAACCCCAAGUUUUCCCAUAUAAAGCAGAUAAGUCUUUACAAUGAAUUGAAUGGAAAAUGAGUAAUGCUUUUAAUACCAGUGCAAAAGGACAACUUAUAAGCAAUCCAAGUCUUACCAAUAACAGUUCAUUGGAAUUAUCAAGGUAACUGUCACAGCAAAAUUGUAAUAACAUUAAUUUAUUUGGGAGUUGUGAAAUACUAGGGAUCAUUAAUUUUGGUCACAAUUUGUACAAUGGUUAUAAGACAUUUUGAAAUACUGGGAGAUUUACAAUGAUGACAAAUUUAUUGGAAAUUCCCUGAAUAGUGGUUAUUGAGGUUCACUAGUAUCUAUUGAAAUCAAUAAAAGUACAGAAAUUACAUAACAGAAGUUGUCACUUGGCAAAAAUGAUCAACCAACCUUACUGAAAUUGUAUACUCGCUACCCUCAUUAUAUGAAUUUGAAUCGACUAGAUCUGUAAAAAAAAAUAUAUAGAUUUAUAUGAAUAAAACAAUACUGAUCCAUGUUUAUAAUUAAUUGUAUUUCAUUGAAGAUAUAGAAAUCAAUAGUAUAUCAGUUUGAAUUAUUUAUGCUAUGUUGUGAUAUGACUAGAUGGUUGAAAUACAAUAUGGUAUGAUGGUAUAAAAUUCCCCUCUGCCAAAUAAAAUCCCCCACAUUUAAGAACGUAUUAAGUUCAUUAUCUUUUUAGUUUUGUGAGAAAAUACUAGUCCUAGUACUUGUAACUUCUUCCAAUUUAUUGCUCGUGAUAUCAAUUUGUAAUAUUUUGUGAAUAUUCACCCUCUAAUAAGAAAUUGCAAAUGAAUAUUAUGAAUACAACCAGGUAGUGCACAGCACAUAUAAUGGACUCUAAACCAAAGUAUGCAUGUAUAAGAAGACAGUAUUACGGUAAGAAUGUAAGUCACUUAGAAUUUAAUUCAUUAAUUUCGCUCAUUCUCUAUACAUUUCAUGUAUUUUUUCCAUACAGUAUACAUCACAUUUAUUUCAACAUUAAUUCACUGUUUGUGUGAAGUGACAUCCCCACUCUUUCUUGGUGAAAAGUUACAGGUAAAUGCAUUUUUAAAAAUCUUAAUAGCAUUGUAGAAAUGUGGUGUGAAUCACCUUUUCUGUUCAUUAAUUUCAUCCAAUUAGGAACAACAUAUCUAACUGAUGUUUGAAUUUUUAUUUAAUACAAACACCACACAUAAGAUCAAGUAUUUACCCUAUACACACAAAGAUGAGUGUUGAAGAAGAUAGUAUGGUUUUCCCAUUUUUAUUCCAUCAUAAUUCUAUUUCUUUGUCAAAGUUAGAAUGUGCAAAAUGUAUUAUUCUACCCGCACAAUCAUGGCUUGAGUACAUGAACAUGAAUCAUUGGGAUUACAGAAAUGAAAGAAUAAAUUAGUCAUUAAAUAGA